AUGACUUUUGGCAAUACCGUAGAAUUAAUAAUAUCGAUAAUAGCUUUAACAAAGGGACAAAUUUGCGUUGUUCAGGAUUCAGUGCUUGGAUCUGUACUUUCAAAUAUUUUGGUAGUGUUGGGGUUAUGUUUUCUCUUUGGUGGUAUCACCAUUUUUAAAGAAGGUCGUUUAAAACAAAAUUUUGAUUCAACUGUAGCACAAGCAAGUUCAAGUGUGAUGACUUUAGCAUGCAUUGCCUUAAUAGUAUCUGCAGUAUUUAGUCUUGCUAUUGAUGGAAAUUCUAAUAAUACUCUCAUGACAGUUGUAAUAGCAUUUUCUGCCGAAUUUCUUGUUAGUUCAAUUGAAGAAGUUGUCACGUCUCAUAGUUUAAGCAAAACCUUCAUUGGGUUAGUUUUACUAUCUAUUAUUAGAAAUGCUGCUGAGCAUACAACUUCUGUCAAAAUUGCAAUGAAGGACAGAAUGGAUUUUGCUAUUAGCGUUGCAGUUGGCAGUUUAACACAAAUCGCAUUAUUUGUUACUCCUCUAUUAGUGAUAUUAGGAUGGAUUAUAGGUCAACCGAUAUCAUUAUUCUUUUUACCUUUUGAAACCGUAUGUUUAUUUAUUGCAGUUUUACUCUCAAAUUACUUGGUGCAGAUGGAAAAUCAAAUUGGUUAG
Racocetra persica is the source of this 654-nucleotide messenger RNA. The record is from the annotation of a GenBank genome assembly. NCBI's taxonomy places the organism in Eukaryota, Fungi, Glomeromycota, Glomeromycetes, Diversisporales, Gigasporaceae.